Messenger RNA from Dreissena polymorpha, 590 nucleotides. RefSeq lists its product as uncharacterized. The record is from RefSeq and is a predicted model, not a curated record. Lineage: Eukaryota; Metazoa; Mollusca; Bivalvia; Myida; Dreissenidae. The transcript has 3 exons. Bases 125 to 508 code for a protein of 127 amino acids.
CUACUCAUCUUGAGCAGACGCACAAUCUUAUCAUUGAUCGAAAUCUAUACGCGGUACUGUUUAAAGAACUCAGUUCGGAGCGUCCAUUAUUUCAUCUUCAGAGAAGGAACUUACAACACUCGCCAUGAACACAACCUUAGUAGUUUUUGCAGCAGCGAUUGUCGCCGUCGUCCAGGCCACCGCUUGCAGGGUGGAUAGCGACUGUGGUACUGGACAAUGCUGCUACAUAAGGCCCGAAUUUGAAGUUGUCAGCAAGAAACGCCAGUCUUUACUUCCGGUUAUCAUGCCCACGGCUAGUGACCAAGGUGUUUGCGAGGAUUACCACACAGCCAACAGCGACUGCUACCCAUUGGAGACGAUGAACGGUCAUUGCGGCUGCGCACUGGGCACGUCCUGUCAGUUCGUGCCCCUGCCGACCAUGAGUAUGCCCUCAGCCGUCCAUGCUCAAGCCCGGAAAAUCUUCAUGCCAGGACCCGGGUCCUAUAAAUGCGUCGCUAAAAGUCCAUGAAUGAAGUCACAUCUUUCAUAAUCGUUAAUGACCCAUAAAUGUGAUCAAUGUGUAAUUUACAGACAAUAAAAUACAACUAUAA